Messenger RNA from Corylus avellana, 2413 nucleotides. It is a transcript of the gene RANGAP1, whose product is annotated as RAN GTPase activating protein 1. The record is from RefSeq and is a predicted model, not a curated record. Lineage: Eukaryota; Viridiplantae; Streptophyta; Magnoliopsida; Fagales; Betulaceae. Gene Ontology annotation, molecular function: protein binding; GTPase activator activity.
AUUAUUUUAACGUUAGAUUAGGUUUUCAUCAUUUCCCUCCAAUUCCCACACGCACUUCUCUUUGAUUUUUCUCUUAUCAGCGAUCCAUUCAUUACUCUUUCGCCACGCACACACACACAAUUUUAAAAAAGCCACAGAAAGUUUCCCGAGAAACAAACAGGAGAACAAUCAAUAAAGGCGCUGCCGCGGAGUCUGUUCCUCUGUCCUCCAUUUCCUUGGUUGUGUAUUGCUGUUUGUUUGGUUGCUUAGAAUACGUAGGAAAAUUAAGUAGAUGCUUGGGAUCUUAUGGCACUGGCAGGCUACUUUGGCAUGGAUUCUGCAACACAGACUUUCCAACACCGUGCAUUGCCUAUCAAAUUAUGGCCCCCUAGCCAGAGUACAAGGCUAAUGCUUGUAGAUCGAAUGAUCAAGAAUCUUACGACUCCAUCUAUUUUCUCAAGGAAGUAUGGCCUGUUAAGUAAAGAAGAGGCAGAGGAGGAUGCAAAGCACAUAGAGGAUAUUGCUUUUGCAGCUGCAAGUCAUCACUUUGAGAAGGAGUCAGAUGGUGAUGGGAGUUCUGCUGUGCAAAUUUAUGCCAAAGAAUCGAGUAAGCUUAUGCUGGAAGUUCUUAAAAGAGGCCCCAGAAUAAAGGACGAUGGAGAUGUUAUAUCUGAGAAAGCUACUGCUGCUAAUGAAACAAUCUUUGAUAUAUCUGGAGGUCGUAGGGCUUUUAUUGAAGCAGAGGAGGCUGAGGAGCUUCUACAAUCACUAAGGAAACCAAACUCAUAUACUAAGAUUUGUUUCAGUAAUAGAAGUUUUGGCUUGGAUGCAGCUCGUGUUGUUGAGCCCAUUCUGUUAUCCAUUAAGGAUCAAUUGACAGAAGUAGACCUAUCAGAUUUUAUUGCAGGAAGGCCGGAGGAAGAAGCUCUGAAGGUCAUGAACAUAUUCUCUUCAGCCCUGGAAGGUUGUGUUUUGAGAUAUCUGGACCUUUCAAACAAUGCCAUGGGUGAAAAGGGUGUUAGGGCAUUUACAUCACUCCUAAGGUCUCAGAAGAAUUUGGAGGAGCUUUAUUUGAUGAAUGAUGGUAUCUCAGAGGAAGCUGCAAGAGCAGUUUGUGAGCUAAUUCCUUCCACUGAGAAGCUUAGGGUUCUUCAGUUUCAUAAUAACAUGACUGGAGAUGAAGGGGCACUUGCUAUAUCUGAGAUCGUGAAGCAUUCUCCAGCAUUGGAGGAUUUCCGGUGUUCUUCUACAAGGAUAGGCUCUGAAGGGGGAGUUGCCCUAGCUGAAGCACUUGGGACUUGUAGCCAUCUAAAAAAGCUUGAUUUGCGUGACAACAUGUUUGGCGUGGAAGCUGGAGUUGCUCUGAGUAAGGCUAUAUCAGCCUUUUCAGAUCUUACUGAGAUUUACCUCAGUUACCUUAACUUGGAGGACGAGGGGGCAGAAGCACUCGUCAAUUCUCUGAAGGAUUCUGCACCUUCUCUUGAAGUUCUGGAAAUGGCCGGAAAUGACGUCACUGCCAAAGCUGCUGCUACUUUAGCAGCCUGUAUAGCAGCAAAACAAUUUCUCACCAAGUUAAGCUUGGCUGAGAAUGAGCUGAAGGAUGAAGGUGCAAUUGUGAUCAGCAAGGCAUUGGAAGUGGGGCAUAGCCAAUUAACUGAAGUUGAUCUGAGCACAAAUGCAAUUAGAAGGGCUGGGGCAAGGGUCCUGGCACAGGCUGUUGUGCACAAACCUGGAUUUAAGUUGCUAAAUAUCAACUCCAAUUUUAUAUCCGAUGAAGGGAUUGAUGAGGUUAAGGAUAUAUUUAAGAAUUCCCCUGAUAUGCUUGGGCCUUUGGAUGAGAACGACCCUGAAGGAGAAGAUCUUGACGACGAGGCUGAAGAUGAUAAUGCGGAUAACGAGAAUGAAUUGGAAUCAAGACUCAAGAACCUUGAAAUCAAGCAGGAGGAUUAGAGUUGUUUCAUGCUUCAAGGCAGUGCCCUACUGCCUUUGAUUGAUCUGAUUUGAACUUUAUCAAGACUUUGAUUUUUCGUUUAACAAAGUAUGUUUCUGUAAUAGCUAGUCUAGCUUAGCUGGGUGUAUUGAGAACACCCCAUAGCCUAUGAAUUAGCUUUUAAUAUUGCUGAGAGAAGUCGUAUCUUUUUUGGGCAGUAUGUUAUGCAGAUUGGGAUUGGCUGCAAUCCGCUGUCGGAAUUGCUGCCAAUCCUCAUCCAUGAUAUGCUUAGUUGGAGGUAGGAAGUAAUUUCUCUUUUCAGGAUACUUAUUCCAACUUCUCAAUAUGCAAUUUUCUUUGCAAAUCCGUUCGAGACUUGGUAUUUAAUUUGCAAGACUGAGAAUUCAGUAUUGUACGUGUCUGGUAAUAUCAUGAUAUGCUUAGUUGGAGGUAGGAAGUAAUUUCUCUUUUCGGGAUACUUAUUCCAACUUCUCAAUAUGCAAU